Messenger RNA from Ailuropoda melanoleuca (giant panda), 5277 nucleotides. It is a transcript of the gene KCNK6, whose product is annotated as potassium two pore domain channel subfamily K member 6. Gene Ontology annotation, biological process: potassium ion transmembrane transport; stabilization of membrane potential. The record is from RefSeq and is a predicted model, not a curated record. The transcript has 3 exons. Gene Ontology annotation, molecular function: outward rectifier potassium channel activity; potassium ion leak channel activity. NCBI's taxonomy places the organism in Eukaryota, Metazoa, Chordata, Mammalia, Carnivora, Ursidae. Gene Ontology annotation, cellular component: plasma membrane. The coding region runs from base 63 to 1514 and encodes 483 amino acids.
UUGCCCCUUGCCCCGUCAGCCACGCGCCCCGCUGCAGUGCCCGAUCUUUGCCGCCCAUCGCGAUGGCCCCGGGGAGUUGCGGAGCGACUUCUCGGUCGGCCAGAGGAAGAAUUCAGAUGUUCUCUAACUUAGGGAGCCGAGACUCCCGGGAGGACGAGAGGGAAGGAAUGGAAGGAAUGGAGGAACCCCCCCACCCACCGUUUCCAACCUGCUGGUGUCCUCGGUCCCGGAGAGCGGGGCUCCGCCCUCUCCACACUCAACACCUGGCGCUGGGGCGUGCCUCAGUUUACCAGAGGCGGGGCGUUCCUCCCCCCCCGCCCCUCCCCUUUUCCCUCUUCCUCUUCGGGGCGCUGGCAGCCGCGCCUCGAGCACUGCCGGAACUGAAGCUGGGCUCCGGGCGGCUGGGAGGCGGGGGGCCACGUCAGCGGGGCCGGCGGGGGCGGUGGAGAGAGCAGGUCGCGGCUGGCGCCAUGCGGCGGGGCGCGCUCCUUGCGGGCGCCCUGGCCGCGUACGCCGUGUACCUGGUGCUGGGCGCGCUGCUGGUGGCGCGGCUGGAGCAGCCGCACGAAGCUCGCCUGCGGGCCGAGCUGGAGACGCUGCGCGAGGAGCUGCUGCGCCGCAGCCCGUGCGUGGCCGCCCCCGCCCUGGACGCGUUCGUGGAGCGGGUGCUGGCGGCCGGACGGCUGGGGCGCGCCGCGCUCGCCAACGCUUCGGGGCCCGCCAACGCCUCGGACCCCGCCUGGGACUUUGCCUCGGCGCUCUUCUUCGCCAGCACGCUGGUCACCACCGUGGGCUACGGGUAUACAACGCCGCUGACUGAUGCGGGCAAGGCCUUUUCCAUCGCCUUUGCGCUCCUGGGCGUGCCGGCCACCAUGCUGCUGCUGACCUCCUCGGCCCAGCGCUUGUCGCUGCUGCUGACCCGCGCACCCCUCUGCUGGCUCACCGAGCGCUGCGGCUGGGACCUUCGGCGGGCGGCGCGCUGGCACCUGGGGAUCCUGCUGGGCGUCGUGGUGGCCGUCUGCUUCCUGGUGCCAGCUGCCAUCUUUGCCCACCUGGAGGAGGCCUGGAGCUUCCUGGAUGCCUUCUACUUCUGCUUCAUCUCCCUGUCCACCAUCGGCCUGGGCGACUAUGUGCCCGGAGAGGCCCCCGGCCAGCCCUACCGGGCCCUCUACAAGGUGCUGGUCACAGGUAGCUGGGGCAGGCGCCCCGAGGCUGGCCGGCCCUGGCCUGCAGCUGACGGGCCCGCGUCACGGAAGCUGCUGUAUUGGACCAUCCUCGACCACAAGGCCAUGUUCGUGGGGUUCUCGAGGCAUUGCCACCAGCUGUCUGUCCUUUGUUGUACCUGUCCCAGGCUCCCCGGGGCACCGCCACUGCCCUGUUCCUACUCCCCACCCCCCUUCUCCAUUCCCUCCACUCUGGGCUCUCUGGCUUUCCUGCCCCCUCUCCUUGCGUCUCCUUCUUUUACUGACUCCAUCUGCCUCUCCCUCAGCCACUCUUCAAGCGGCGCAUUCUAGCAGGCUCUGGGCUCAGACCUCAUUUCCGGCACCCGUCUGGUCACUCUGCUUUGGGGAAGUGGCUGCCUCUGUCUGGGCUUUGAGCUCCUUCUCUCUCAAAUGGAAAGAACAUACUCACUCAUCCAAAACUCAGUCCUUUGCGCAGGCCCCAGGCUGGGCAGCGAGAGGAACACGGUAGCAGCUGAGGUGGCCCUGGGCCCGGCUCUCAUGGUUCCCAGUCCAGUGAGGAAGACAGACCUGUCCCCACACAGCAGCAGCCCAGGAUAGGCAGGACUUCAGGGGAGGAGGCAGAAAGGUCAGUGGUGUGUUCCAGAAGGCUCAGGCAGAGGGGGCAGGGCUGAGGUGGAGGAAGCACAGUCCAGCCUGCAAGGUCAGGGAGGGCUUCCUGGAAGAAGGGAUAACAACUCAGGGGUAAAAGGUGGACCUGAGUUGUUUUUCUCAAGUGUUUCUAGGGAGCGGGAUCCGCGUGGAGAGCCCUGGGGCAUAGGCCUGUGGGACAGAGCCCUCCUCAGCAGCCUGGCAAGCAGGAAGCUGAGACAGGACCCAGCCUGGCUCCGGAUGGCACGGACGGCCCUGCUCUGAGCCGGGACACCAUUGUAACAGCUGUCCCCAUUUCCCGGGGACUAAUUGCAUAAGGUACACUGGACUCUGAAGCCAGCCUGCUUGGGCCCAGAUCCCAGCUUGGCUGCGUCCGGCCUCUGUCCUCGGGCAGUCACUUCACCUCUGUGAUUCUGUGUUUUGUCAUCUGUAAAAUGGCCACAGUAACAGUAGUUACUUCAAAGGUGAAGCCACAGAGCCAGCCAUGUUAUUCUGUGAGGCUUUCUUUGGCCAGGUCCUGUUCUGGGUAUUUGACAUAACAAGGAAGAUAACAUCCUCACCCUUUCCCACAGAUGAGGAAACUGAGGCACAAGGUCUCAGACACAGAGCUAGGAGGUGACUGGUUUUCUGUUUACUGCCCCCAGAUUUGCCCCCUCCCCAGAGGGUACGUCAGUAAGAGGGCUUGCUGCCAUGGGCCCAUCUACUGGACCAUUCCCUCUACCAAACCCUGUGGAAGUUACAGACGGGAUGGGGCAUUUGAGGCGGACCUACUAACGUUCAGGAGGAAAGGGCCCGGGAGGCACUCCAGGGAGAGGGACUGUGUGUGCCCGGAGGUAGGAAAGCCUGUCGAUGUCAGCUUCUGGCAAGUGGUUUACUGUGACUGGAAUAUGGGGGGAAGGAGGGAGGGAGGGUGGAGUGGUGGACACGGGUGCAUCUUAAGUGUCCUUAAAUGACCAGUUUGGGAACUUGCCCUCUUUCUUGAAGGCUAGAGAGCCGUGGAAGAAUUUUGAGGAGGAGAGGACUGUGGUCAGGUUUGGGCUUUAGCUGCUGUGUGGAGGUAGACUAGAGGGGGGACCGAGGCUGGGUGCACAGGGGAGGCUGGCGCAGGAACAGAGCAGGAGUUGAUGGGGCUGGGCGGGGCCGAGAGAAGGGAAGGGGGCAGUGGAGGUCAGGCUCAGGCGGCCAGGUGGACAGGCCCUGUGUAGGCCUUGCAGUCUUGGGACAGACAGGUUUGGGAAAGGCACAAGAAUGGUUGGCUGCCCCUGAGAUAGGGACCUGGGAAGAAAAAAUAAGUUUGAGGGGAGACACUGAGGCUUGUCUGGACCAUGGUGGGUGUGAGGGGCUAAAGGGACAUCCAGAGGAAGGCGUCAGAAGGUCUCAGGGUGUGGUUGAGGCUGGAGACAGAUGGGGGAACUGAGGCCGUGAGGGUAGGUGUGGCAGCCCUGGGCAGGGGGAAGAGAGAACACCAGCCUUGAGGAGUCAGCUUUAGGGUGUUGAUAUAUCUAUAUCAGUAAGGAAACACUUGUGAUGAGCCCUGGGUGUUGUAUGGAAGUGAUGAAUCUCUAAAUUCUACUCCUGAAACUAAUAUUACACUAUAUGUUAACUGACUAGAAUUUAAAUAAAAAUUUAAAUAAAAACUUGAAACAUUAAAAAAAAAGUAAGGAGAGAUUUGGGCUGCAAGUAACAAGAUCCUGAUUGGCGCUGGCUGAAACAAUGAGGUGAUUGUAUAUUGCCCAUCACCAGAGUUGGGGAGAGCUCUGCGAAUGAGACAGUCCACAGCUCCAGGUGGGUCUUGUGGCCUGAGGUUCCCAAUUUCUUUAUUCUGCCACCUUUAGGUGAAGGCUUGGCUCCACAUGGGCUCUCUCAUGGCCCCAGAGUGACUGCCACAGGUCCAGGCAUCACAACCAGACAUGAUAAUUUUUAGUGCAAGAAACAGGGGGCAUCUCUUCCCAUAUUGUCUUUUUGGAAGCAAGGAAAACUUCCCCCAAAGCCUCCCUACAGACUUCCUCCUCCAUCUCAUUGGCCAAAAUUGACUCACAUGUCCAUCUUGAACCAAUCCUUGCUCAGAAUGAUGGAGCCCCCAUGAUUAACUGGGAUUCCUCAGGAUUCCCCCUGCCACCUGCAAUUGGGGCUGAGACUGAGAUUUUGGUUCAGAGGCUGGUGAAUGUAUGAACAAAACUGGACUUUUAUUAGAAAGACAGGGUGGGGAGGGAAUGGGCAGACAUUGAUUAAGCUGUCAGGGUCAUCAUGUACAGUUGUGCAGGUCAGGAACUACAUAAGGGAUGUCUGGCUGGCAGGGUGGAAACAAACAAGGGCUGAAAUUCAAGGCUGAAAAUGACCCAAAGGGGCUUCCUUUUCUAGUUAACAUAAGGGCUCCAUAUGACAAGCAGUGACCUUUCAACCGGUGUCCUCAUACCUGAGAGAAGAGCUUACAAAGGAGACAGAAAAGGAGUUCCAUAGAAGAAUAGGAAAACCAAGAGGGUAGGGAGAAUCAGUAAGAGAUGAGAGAAUUUUAAGGAGAAUUCACCAUUGUCAAAUCAUGCUAAAAAGUCACACAAGAUUGUUUUAAUAACAGUGAUAAAAAAACACUUACAUAGGAUUUACUAUGUGCCAGGCACUGUUCCAAGCUCUCGAUAUGUAAUUUGUUUAACCUUCUCAGCAACUCUAUUAGGUACAUUUUCUAUAUUUUACAGUUGGGGAAAGGCCCAGAGAGGUUAAAUAACUUGCCCAAGGUCACACAGGAGGUGCAGAACUGGAAUCUGAGCAAAGUUUUGUUUGGUCACCUUGUCCCACAGGAGCUCAGAAACAGCUGCUGUCUAGCUCUCUGUCAGCUUCCCAGCCUUUCAGGCUCCUCAUGGUUGACCUCACUGCUCAAGUCAGCAGCUGGCUGGGGGAGACAGUCGCUUCUCACCUUGCAGGAGGUGCCUGUGUGAUCUGGCUUCUACUCUUCACUGCUUCUCCUUCUAGAUUCUUCUAGAAAAAGAAACCAGGCCCUGUUUAAUCAAGACAUGGGAGGGGAGAGUGCAGGCUAAAAAUUCAAAAGGUACAAAAAAGUGUACAGUGGAAAGUCAGUCUUUCUUCGGCAAUCAGGCUGUGUUCACCGAUUUCUCAGGUUUUCCGGGCAAAUGUCAGCAAUGUGUGUGCGCAUAUGUGUGUCAUUUAUUUUUUCCUUCACUCUGCUCACGUGCUAUCAAGUACGGCAAGGUGGUUACAGUCACAGACUCUAGUGGCAAAGUCCUGGGUAUAAGUCUGAACUCUGUCACUCCCAAGCUCUGUGGCUUUGGGCAAGUGAUUUCACCUCCCUGUGCCUGAGUUUGCUAAUCUGUAAAAUGGGAUGAUAACAGCACCUACCUCAUGGACUUGUUCGAGAAUUUAGCAACUUAAUAUCUGUAAAACUCUUAGACCAAUGUCUGGUACUCAAUAAAUUGUUGACUAAUGAUUAUUA